UAACAAACUAAACUAAAGAGUAAAGCCAAAUCAAAAUCAUAUCAAAAAUGAUGAUGUGCAAAACGUCCUCCUUCCUGAUGAUCCUGAGCGUUAUCAUCGCCUACUAUGGUGUUUGUAGUAGCAGUUUGGGUUCUGCCUAUGAUAUAGAAUCAGACGUGCAGGGCGCCAUCGAUAGGUCCGAGAAACAGAUCCAGAAGAGCGUGGACAAAGCCACGGAGAAGCUGGAAGGUUUGACCACAGAUUUCAACGCGACCGCUGGAACAAUGGCAGAGGAAACUUUGGAGAGAGUGCAGAAGAGCAUAGAUCAUGCCGAUAAACAGAUCAAGCAGCUGGUCGGUGCUGCGACCGCUGCUGGAUUGGAUACUGCAUCCUGCGAGGUUGAUGUUGAGUCCAAAUUGCAGGAGUUGAAUGCUGGAGCCGAAGCUGAAGUUCUCGCUUGCGCUGGCGAUAAGAGUACUCAAGCAGAGGAUAAUGUCAAGUCAGGAAUCGAACAGAUCAAUUUGGGAUCUCAACUUGUCGUAGGUAGCUUCAAGUCGGAUAAGUCCGCGUGCGGAGCUGGCCCAGAGUCUGAGACUUGUCUCGGCAAUCUUCUAAUGAGGGUCGUUACCUCCGGUUUUACCGUUCCCACUCAGAUCAAUUCCAGAGCAUCGGAGGUUGAAACAAACGUUAAGAAUUUGGAGUUGGCUAUGGCUGAAUGCACCACCAGGACCGGAAAUACUGCGUCCAAGGAAGCCAACAUAAUCCAGGUCGAUGUCGGUACCUGCGUUAGCAACUUGUUGUCCGAAGAUCGUGUCCGCAUCCUAGCCAAAUACAAUCAGUAAUUCAAACAACCAAAUUCUUCUAAUCAACAUUGUAAUUAUUCAAAUAGCAAUACUUUAUGAGAAUGUCAUAAAUUAAUCAAGCAAUAAAUAAUUAUAAACCUUAAA
This is a messenger RNA of Nicrophorus vespilloides, 926 nucleotides long. RefSeq lists its product as uncharacterized. The record is from RefSeq and is a predicted model, not a curated record. The coding region runs from base 48 to 821 and encodes 257 amino acids. The transcript has 2 exons. NCBI's taxonomy places the organism in Eukaryota, Metazoa, Arthropoda, Insecta, Coleoptera, Silphidae.